UCCACCACUCGCUCAUUGAAUUAUUACAGCGCUCAUCGCUUUUCGGCUCGAUUUGGGGAACCAUAAAAAUACAAGCCACGCAGAUUCACAAGCACCAUCUCCGGGACGGUGGUGCAUUUCAAUCACGGUAGUGGAGCACGCUGUCCUGGGCUCGCUGGCUGUCUGGUUGGGGACGGGAAAGUGAGGGGAAGAAGUGCGGAGCUGGUCCCCGAGCAAUGAUGGAGCUGGAGUCGGCCAGUAACCGAGGCGACCCGGGAGCUGCGGGGGAUUCGCUGCAGCCGCAGACGCCGAGCAGGCACGAAAAGAGCCUGGGACUGCUCACGACCAAGUUUGUGACCCUGCUACAGGAGGCGAAGGACGGAGUGCUGGAUCUGAAAGCUGCUGCAGACACCCUGGCUGUGCGGCAGAAACGGCGUAUAUACGACAUCACUAAUGUCCUGGAAGGAAUUGGUCUGAUAGAGAAAAAGUCUAAGAACAGUAUCCAGUGGAAGGGUGUAGGUCCAGGCUGCAACACCAGGGAGAUCGCUGAUAAGCUGAUUGAUCUGAAGGCCGAGCUGGAUGACUUGGCUCUCCGGGAACACGAGCUGGACCAGCAGAGAGUCUGGGUCCAACAAAGCAUCAAGAAUGUCACAGACGACUCCAACAACAGCCCAAUGGCAUUUGUAAAACAUGAAGACCUCUGUGGAGCUUUUAAAGGUGACACCCUCCUAGCUAUUCGUGCUCCAGUAGGAACACAACUAGAGGUGCCCGUACCAGAAGCUGCUCUCAACGGACAAAGGAAAUACCAGAUCCGUCUUAAAAGUACCACUGGUCCCGUUGAGGUUUUAUUGGUCAACAAGGACCCUUCCAGUGCCUCUCCAGUCGUUUUGCCCGUCCCGCCUCCAGAUGACGUCCUUCAAAAGCUACCAGCACCUACCUCUCAGCUGCCCACUUCUGCCUCACAGGUCCCCAAAGCAACUCCAGCCACUGCCACAAAACCAACUCCUGCCACAACACCAGCUUCUGCAGCCAUCCAGACAAAAGAGGCAACAAGCACCACUCCUCCCAGUAUUCCAACAGAAACACCAGCUGCUGUUCCUCAACAACUACAGUCGUCUGCCUCGUUAGACGGAUCUGCUGCUUCCUCUGCCUCUGCAGCCUUUGAACCAAUUAAAUCAAAUCCUUCUGAAUUAUUGGACUUUUCCAAAGAGCUUUCUGAAAUGUUUGAUCCAACAAAAGAAAUCAUGAGUGGGGAUCUGUUAGAGGACUUGAUGUCAUCAGAAGUGUUCUCGCCUCUUCUUCGUCUGUCUCCACCACCCAGUGACCAUGACUACAUUUACAACCUGGAUGAGACUGAAGGCCUUUGUGACCUCUUUGAUGUGCCCAUUCUCAACCUUUGACACAAAGUUUGGUUAAAAACAGCUGCCCAAAUAUGUUUAUCCACCCUCAUUUCCUUCAAGGCUCCCCCACCCCCUGACAGUGAUUAUGAGAAGGGGCACGAAGAUUACCCUGAUCUGCUGAGCAUUUUAUGGACACUGCUGCAUCGUGAGCUCAAGCUGAACUCAGACAAAAAGCUCAAUGUUCUGAAAAACAAGCGAGGGAAAAAAACAUUUUACGUUCAUCUUUUCUAAGGGAAAAAAGAGUUAUCUAAAAAGGUUGAGUCAGGUCCUCUGGAUGGAUUCUUUGUUGAAACAUUUAGUCUUUUAUUCAAAAAAC
Molecule: messenger RNA, 1695 nt
Organism: Nematolebias whitei (Rio pearlfish)
Lineage: Eukaryota; Metazoa; Chordata; Actinopteri; Cyprinodontiformes; Rivulidae
Gene: e2f4
Product: E2F transcription factor 4
Exons: 11
Coding region: 216-1379 (387 amino acids)
Biological process (GO): regulation of transcription by RNA polymerase II
Cellular component (GO): RNA polymerase II transcription regulator complex
Molecular function (GO): protein dimerization activity; DNA-binding transcription factor activity, RNA polymerase II-specific; RNA polymerase II cis-regulatory region sequence-specific DNA binding
Source: RefSeq, a predicted model, not a curated record